CAGCUACCGCCCAGCUCAGUUCGCGUCCGGAGGUCGGAGGUGCAGGUCCGGUGUUCGCGGUCGGGAGCGGCUGUGGAACUCCCCUUCGUCCUCGUCCCUGGCUGUGGGAGGGAGGCGUCUGUUGGGCCUUUCUCUUCGUCCUGCGUGAAGGUCGGCGGCCCGUGGAACCGAAUCUUCGGGAACGAUCCUCAGAGACAAGGAAGCUUCCUACCGCAGGCCCAGAUGUCAAACUACGUGAACGAUAUGUGGCCGGGCUCGCCCCUGCAGUCCCCGGCGGCCUCGGGCGGGUCCAGCCGGCUGUCCUCGGCGACCCGGAGCCGCUCUUCCAGAAGCUCGCGGUCCCGUUCCAGCGGCUCCAGUCGGUGGUCGUCCAGCAGCGGGAGCCGGCCCCGGCGCAGGAGCAGGUCCAGGUCUCGGUCCCGAAGGCGCCAGCAGAGGAAGUACAGGCGCUACUCGCGGUCUUACUCGCGGAGCCGGUCGCGGUCCCGCAGCCGCCGCCGGUACCGGGAGAGGCACUACGGCUCCUCCAGGAGGUACUAUCGGUCUCCCUCGCCAGGCCGAUCCCGCAGCCGGUCCCGCUCUCGGGGGCGGUCGUAUUACCGAAGGGCCUACGCGGUCACGCGGGGGCGGCGCUACUACGGCUUUGGUCGCACAGUGUACCCGGAGGAUCACGGGAGUUGGCGGGGAAGAUCCAGGUCGAGGUCGCGGAGCCCCACGCCUUUUCGCUUAAGUGAGAAAGAUCGAAUGGAGCUGUUAGAAAUAGCAAAAGCCAAUGCAGCAAAAGCGUUAGGAACAACCAACUUUGAAUUGCCCCCUAGUCUCAGAAUUGUUCCUGUAUCUAAAGAAACAAAUCAUGGAACAGCUGUAUCAAAUAAUGGUGCAAAGUUGGAGCUAUCGGAAAAGCUAACAGAAGAUGGAACUAAAAAUGCCAAUGAAAAGUCUUCCCAGCAAAAAAGCACUAGCCCUAAUAAUUCCAUAGCAAAAACUGCUGAAGAGACCUCUUCAGGAUCCCUAAAAAUAAAGCAGAAAAAAAGUCCGUAUGAAUUGUGGAAACCUAUUUAAAAAGAACUGAUGGCUAAGGUUGCUUGAAAUGCACUUUAUUGCAAGUUUGUGUUUUCUAUGGCAUUAUUUCAUUCCUAUGAGCAACUUAGUGGUAAUUGUUAACAUUUUAGAUUUAUUUUGCAGAUAUUAGCACAGAUGGACCAGAGUUGUAUGUACAGGUGGGAGUCUUGUAUAUAUACUUUGUAAAUGUUUUGUAUAGUAUCAAUUGGUUACAUAGAAAUGGAAUUUAUAAGAAAAAGUAAUUAUUGUAUAUAUUUGUAAAUAAAUUUGUUUUUACUA
Molecule: messenger RNA, 1341 nt
Organism: Eptesicus fuscus (big brown bat)
Lineage: Eukaryota; Metazoa; Chordata; Mammalia; Chiroptera; Vespertilionidae
Gene: RSRP1
Product: arginine and serine rich protein 1
Exons: 5
Coding region: 223-1062 (279 amino acids)
Source: RefSeq, a predicted model, not a curated record